Molecule: messenger RNA, 2754 nt
Organism: Closterium sp. NIES-65
Lineage: Eukaryota; Viridiplantae; Streptophyta; Zygnematophyceae; Desmidiales; Closteriaceae
Source: the annotation of a GenBank genome assembly
AUGGCUCGAAUGGUUCCACUCUCCGUCCUCGCCCUUCUCGCACUCUUGUCAACCUUCUCGCACCCUCGCACAGCACUAGUCGCCGCCGUCUCAGACAGACGGCAACUAGCGACACCAGCUGCCGACAGCUUUCAGCUGACCGGCGACUCCGGUUUUCACGACGGCGAGUACGACGGUUUAGACGACACGGGGCUGCUGAAUCUCUCUGAGGCGGAGCAGGCAGACUUUCUGCGGCAGUCCGAAGCUGAAGAGUCCGACUUCCUGCAGUACGAUUCCGAAAGUGUGCCGAUUCAGCCCAACAACGCGCAGCGCGCGGCCCUUCUCUCACUCAAGACCGCCUGGGGCUCCGAUUUUUUCAAGGCGGAAACGUGGUCGGAUGCGGAAGGGGAGCACCAGUGGUGGGGGGUUACUGUAGACUCUGAAGGUGACGUCGUGGCCUUGGAGUUGCCGAACGCGAAUUUGGAAGGCGAAAUUCCCGAGGAGCUGACGAAGUUUCAUGAUCUCGCGACGCUGGAUUUGCGUGGGAACAAGCUUACUGGAAGCAUCCCUGAAGGAAUAUUUUCCAGCUUGCCUUCACUGCAGGAUAUCUACUUGAGCGAUAAUCUGCUGCAAGGGAAGGUUCCCUGGAUCGAGUUCUUUUACUCUAAUGAAUCCAAGGUGUCGACUCUCAGGCUUGAUGGGAAUAGGUUUUCGGGCAAGAUUCGUCCCAAAGCUUUCGAUAACGCGACUUCACUUCAGGCUCUCUUUUUGGGCAACAACAAGUUCUACGGGAAGAUCCCACGGAGUCUCGGCAGCUGCAAAGAGAUAUCCGUCAUCGAUUUGAAGAACAACGAGUUUUCGGAUCUGAUGCCGACUACUAUCGCCGAUCUUCCCGGCCUUGAAGUGUUGGACGUUAGCGGGAACAAGCUGACCGGACCGAUUCCCAACUUCCUCGGGCGACUCCCCAGUUUAGUCAACCUCGACUUAAGCAAUAAUCAGUUUUCUGGCCUUGUACCGGAUUCAUUCAAACUGUUUUCGCACAAGGCGCGCGCGGUGAAAAUUGGAGACAACUUUCUGACUGGGCCUCUGCCUCAGUUUCCCCGCUUCUCUAAAGGCUGCGGCAUUAACGGUGUAGGAGGCUUGGACACCACAUCGUGUUACAUGCUUCGGUCUCUUUUGGAUUUUGAGGGCAACUUCUUUUACGGAAAUUACUCGCUGGACAUUCAGCUGCCCGGCUCGGAGAACCUUCCUGCCAUGUCAACAGUCUGCCCGUACGAGUACCCUGAAAGCAUCUACGUCAACGAUAACUGCCUGAGCUCCACGGAUUUGUGCGAAGUGGAGAAGCAGCGGCCACCUAAGGAGUGCGAUGAGUUUUGCGGGACUGGCAGUCCCGAGGGGCAGUGCGGGGGAAAGGGGGUGGUAUCGAAGCACCUGAAGUCGAUAGAGGAUGGAUCCGACAGCAAGAGAGACCACACAGAUGACGUCAACAUGGCACUCAUCGACCAGGUUCACAAGCUGAGCCUGCAGGUGCAGCAGCUCUCCACCAGCUCUCGACCAAUCACAGUCGUCAACGCUCCACCUGCACAAGAACGAGGGGGGAGCAUUGUGGGAUAUGUGAUACCUGUGGCAGUCAUUGGUGCGGCAGGUUAUGGAGUCAUGUGGUGGAAGGGCUGGCGAGUGAGCGAUCUCAUGUACGUGACCAGGAGGGGCAUGGACCAGGCGGUGAAGCUCAUGGGGGCGAAGGUGACGGAGCUGCAAACAGCCCUUGAUACGGCCAAGAAGCAGUUGGCUGGGCGGCUGGAGGGAGUGUCCAAAUCGGUGGCAGAGGGGCUGAAGAUGCAGGCGAUAAUAAAGAAAGAUGUUAUUGAGGUGAAGGGGGUGGUUACCAGUGUGAGUCGAGACCUGGACAACAUGCAUGGGCUGGUGGAGGGCAUGGAUACCAAGCUCGCAUCGCUCGAGCAGAAGCAGGACAUUGCCACACGGGGAGUGCUGCUGCUGUGCAGUUUCGUGAGCAGAGGGCUGCAGGGCAACCCUGGCAACCAGGAGCUGCUGAAGGGCCUGGCGGACAUGUCACAGAUGGCCGUGCCUCAGCUUGCUGCGGGGAAGGGCGCGCCAGCAGGGGGGGCAGUGGGGCUAUCAGGGCUGAAGGAGCUUGAAUUCAUCUCGUCUGCUUUGGAAUCUUCCGUGCACCAUACAGGGAACCUGCCUCUCGAUCCUGCCUACACGUACCAACCCACUCGCCAAGCCUCCUACCAAGCCUCAACAGCAGGUUUGGAGCGGCAAACCUCUGCAUCAGCAACGGCACCGGCCGCAGCAGGAAUUGCAUCCAGACACUCAUUCGGAGCAGGAGGGGCGGCGGCAGCUGCAGCAGCCGCAGCAGCGAUUGCAACAGUGUCAGGGAGAUCUCGAGGGGACAGUGUAUCUGGACUAGGGGUAGGGGUAGGAGGAGGAGGAGGAGCAGGAAUGCAUGGAUUGGGGCCAGAGCGAGGGAUGCACGGAGCAGCAGCAGCACAUGGUUUGCAUACGGCAGCACCUGCAGCAGCACAAGGUUUACAUGCAUCUGGAGCAACAGCAGAGGCGGCUGUGGUUCAGAGCGUGAGAGAGGCCGGGGAUGCGGUGUUGAGGCGAGGAGUGGUGAUUGAGGAGGUGGGGGAUGGAAGGGAGGGAUAUGGGCGGCCGCGUCCAGCGAAUGAGGUGUCGCCACCUCGUGCUCGUGAAGGAGUACCUGGCGGUUAUCCACCAAGGAAGCUGAGGCAUGCUCGUUUCGGAGACUGA